AUGACAUCUAAACCGAUUCAAUCAUCAUCACCAACUCAAUCGAAAUAUUUAUAUGAAAAUAAAUAUGAACCACAAUAUGAUCAAUCAGUUAACAUUCAUUGGAAUUCAUAUUCGAAAACAGAUCGAAGACUGAAUUCAUCAUAUUUUCAACGUUCGACUCUAUUCAAUCGAUCAUAUGACCAUAUUAAUAUACCAUAUGCUUCAAAUGUCUAUGGUGUAUAUCGUCGCCCACCAUCUAACAUAAAAUCUCCGCUUUCCAUAUAUACGAAUCCAAGUAAAUGUAAUAAUCAAAGAAGUAAAUCUUAUCAUUCGCAGCCACGUCAAUUAUCUCAUAGUAUUAGUGAUGAUUAUUACUAUCAAAAACAUGACGAUCUAAAUGGUCUUAUCAAUGCUAUUUAUGGCGAUGCGAAGAAGAAUGAAAAUAAUAAAUAUGAAUAUAACGAAGAAAAUUGUUCGAAUGUUUUCAACUACACCUUUGCCAAUACAGGUAUAAUGGGUGUAACUAAUUCACGGCGACGAUGUCAAAGUGAAGAAAUAUCUAUCAUAUAUACGUCUGAGAACAAUAUUAAUGAGAAAGAAAAAGCUGAUAAGGAUGUCAUCUUACCUAUGGCAACAUAUGAAAAUGUUGGACUUAUAAACACACCUAAUAUCAAUAAUAAUAAUAAUAAUAACAAUCUUCAUUCUUUAUCAACACCAUUAACUCGUGACUCAUACGAUUAUUCAUCAACAACAUAUAAUCAACAAAUAAAUUCGAAAUCAUCUACAAUGCCAAAAGAUCAUUAUCAAAAUACAACAAUAACAACUAAACAUGAUAUUAUUCCAUCAGAAAAUGAAACUAAUUAUUUAACACCAUCUGAUAUAGAUUCAACUAUAAAAUCAAAUGAAACAACAAAACGAAUAAAUAAUACAAAUGGAAAAUUUUCUCUUCAAAAAAUGAUACGUCAAGGAUUUUCAUCAUGGCGUACAAGAAAAAAACCACCAUCAUUAUCAACACCGCCAACAUCAACUAUAUCAACAAAUUUUUCAACACCAUCUUCACCUCCUUCAUCUACUAAACAUUAUAUGGCAAUGGAUAAUGAUCUAUCACAAACUCAUCCAUCGACAACUAUACGUUCAAUGUCAACUGAUUUAGUUUCAAAUCCACUAUCAUCACAACGAAUUAUUGUUACAGAACAAAUUGCUCCUCCAACAAUUCGAUCAAAUAGUGUUGAUUGUGCGACAGUAGAUUUUGAUCGUCCAUCAACAAAUAUUCGUGGUUAUAUUCAAUCACCUUGGGCAAAUUCUUCCACAUCAAUGACUUCAAAUACUAAUACGACAGAAUCGAUAUCUUCUCGUCCAGAACCUUUAUCAACAAGUCGAACAUUACCGACACAAUUUAUUGAAAAUACAAAAACAUUGACACCAUUAUCAAUAGGACCAGCAUCUGUUAAUGUUUCAACAACGACAGAAACAACAAAUAGUACAACACCUUUAAUAAUAUCAUCAAUCAAUUCAUCUAAAAUUCCACCUCCUGUUGCUCCUAAACCUGAUAUAAAUCGUUUUACACCAAUACGUUCCAAUUAUUUAAAUAAUAAUCUUUCAUCAUCAUCAACUACUACACCAACUCCAUUUUCUCCUUCAACAUCUAAUACAAUUGAACAACGUCAUGUUGCUUUUUCCAAUAAUCUUAUAUCAAAUCAAUUUAAACCUAUUAAUGAUAUAAUAAAUGAUAAUAAUAUUAUUUAUGCUAAUAUUAAUCCAUCAAAUACAAUAUUAAAAGAAAAAUUUCAAAUAUAUAAUUCACCUGUAAAUAAUCGAAAUACAUCAUCUCCAACAUUAAUAUCAAAUAGUAUCAAUGAAAAACAAAUUUCUAAUACAACAAAUAAUAUAUCAUCAUCAUCAUCAUCAUCAUCAUCAACAAAUUCUUCAUCAACACCAAUAAUUCAAACAACAAAACAAAGUAUUAUACAAGAUAUUGAUACAACUAAAUAUGAAGAAAUUCCAGCUAAAGAACCUGAUCUAUCACGACAACCUGAAAAAAGUGCAUUAAAAAAACCAAAUGGUAUUAAACGUCGUGUUAUACCUGUUUUUCGAGAAAAUCAACGACCAUCACCACGACCAAGUCCUAAAUUACAACCUGUUAUUCUUCUAUCUCCAUCAUCAACAAUAAAAACAGUAAAUAAUGAAGAAAAUACAAAUUCAGAUGAAAAUUCUUCAUCCGAUGAAGAAAAUUAUACACCAAAAAAACGUUUUGCUAAUGUACAACGUAAUGAUUCAUUAGCACGUUUUCUUAAAGAUCGUCCAUUACCAGAUGAAUUAUAUGAUAAACAUAUUCUUGUUAAAUCAUUCGAUGAACGUAAAAAUGAACGUGAAAAUAUUGAAACAAAAUUAGAACGUAAAUUAUCAUUACGACCAAGACCUGAAGAACUUGAAGCACGAAAUAUUUUACGUGCUAAAACACAAGCUGAAUUAAUGGCAGAAAAAGAAGAAAAAAAACGUUAUUUAAUACGAAAACUUAGUUUUCGACCAAGUAUUCAAGAACUUCGAGAUCGAAAAAUUAUUCGUUUUUGUGAUUAUAUUGAAGUAUCCGAUUGUGAUGAUGUUGAUCGACGUGCUGAUAAACCAUGGACACGUUUAACACAAAGAGAUAAACAACUUAUACGAAGAGAACUUAAUGAAUAUAAAAGUUCUGAAAUGGAAAUUCAUCCUGAAAGUGCAAAAUAUACACGUUUUCAUCCACCUUAG
Molecule: messenger RNA, 2724 nt
Organism: Rotaria sordida
Lineage: Eukaryota; Metazoa; Rotifera; Eurotatoria; Philodinida; Philodinidae
Source: the annotation of a GenBank genome assembly